AGCCAGCCUGCCCGCCACCCCGAAGCCCCUUCAGCUCCGACUUGUGAGCUUCUCUCCUCCCAGUCUCCACAAUCCGGGCUCGGUGCCACUCUGCUAACGCGAUCCGACUCCUACCGAACGAAACGCGCUCAUCGUUCCGUCGGAAGCUACAAAAGUCCAACGUUAGAGGAGUUUCAGCAUCGGAGAAGUUUGUUAGUUUUAUUUUAUUUUUUUCUUUUUUGCCCCCGGAUUCUGGCCCCGUCGCGGGGCAGGACAACAAAACCAGGCCAACAACGGGUGAGAAAAGGGCGACCAUACGAUGUGGAUCUGGUACCUUCUGCUUGGUUCGGGGUCAGGCUCGAGAACUGCCGAGAGCCAAAAGCUUCCUGGGAAUAACUUCACCACUGAGUGUAACAGUCCUGGGAACUUCAUGUGUGGAGAUGGAAUGUGUGUCCCAAGUGACUGGCAGUGUAACAAAGUGCCCAACUGCGUUGACGGGAGCGACGAGAGAGGCUGUCCUAAGGUCAAGUCUAAGUGUGCUUCCACAUUCUUCGCCUGUGCUAAUGGUUACUGCAUCAUCGGAAGGUUCCGCUGUAAUGGCUUCAGUGACUGUCCUGAUGGGAGCGACGAGGAGAACUGCACAGGCAACCCCCUCGUGUGCUCAGAGACUCGCUUCAAGUGUCGAAACGGCCGUUGUGUAGACCGAAGCUUUCUCUGCAAUGGCCAGAACAACUGUAUGGACAACAGUGAUGAAGAGCUCUGCUUGACCACAGCAGAAGCUCCUGGCUUUGUGACACUGGACCAUAGUCUGCGCUAUUACCCCAGCAUCACAUACGGUGUCAUCGGCAGCGCCAUCAUCUUCGUCCUGGUGGUGGCUCUGCUGGCCUUGGUGCUUCAUCACCAGAGGAAACGGAGCGUCCUGUUGCCCAGGAGUGUAAGGGGAAGCACGCAUCACCACCAGCCCCUCCUGCUGUCCCGACUAGUCAUCCUGGACCGAGGUCACCCUAAUGCCAGAGGUCUGGGUCUCAGCCCCGGCUCCAGCAAUGCUGCGGGCCACUACACUGCAACUCCUCAAGCUUUGCAUCUGCUGUCCGGGGCCAUGUAUCCCUGCUCAGUGUCCUUAGACUCGCCUCCCUCAUACUCUGAAUCAGUUCUGGAUGUCAGUCGACCUCCUUGGUUUGAUCUUCCCCCUCCACCUUACGUCAAAGACAGCGAACUUUCUUCAGAUGGAAAUCUUCCUCAUUACGACAAUCUGCAGGAUGGUCUGAGCCAUUGCGCAUCGCCUGACUCUGCAUCCCCACCUCCCAGGAUGCUUCCCCCAGACUCGCAGACGGGUCCCAGUCCUACGGAGGAGUCAGACCAGCUGUAGCCCCUGUCAUGUAGGCUGAUCAGACUUUGGACAGUCAAACAGCUGGACUCACUAUCCCAGCCAUAUAGAGCUAUCAAAGACUAAAGGACAGCCCUAAAUAAAGGCCCUUUGGAAAAGAUUCAGGGGAGUUAAUCAACUUCAAAAGGGUCCCAAACUGGCUGCCUUCACUUCAGCCAGCUGAAGCUCCAGCAUUUCUCCUGUAGACUGAACCUGUGUGCUGGUUCCCUCUGCUGGUAUGAUAGAUUAAUUACAUUUCAAAGUGUUCAGCUGGUGUUAAUUCAGUUCCUUGAAGACAUUUUAUCUAUUAUACUUACCAGUGAAAAUACUGAAGACUACAAAGAAGAAAUCAACUGCUCAUCUUUAUUGUGGUACACUUCUGAUUAGCAUAGGAUGAGUUUUGCUAGAUUUUAAAAUACUCCACAAUGUGCCUAUUUACAUUUAAAAUAUAAUUAAAUUAGAUUUAGCUUAACUUGUUUAUUUCCCAGUUCAUCAAAUGAACCAUCAUAUGAGACAUACAGACACAAACUAAUACCUUGCUGCUUGUUUGAAACAAUUUUAAACAGAUCGGCUUAGGCUUUUUUUUCUUUUUACUCAUUAAAUGUUUUCCUUUGUGUCUCAUCUUGCCAUUUAGUUAAAUACCAAUAACAAUAUGUAAUAGGACCACCUAUGUUUUAGGAGACAAUGUUUGUACUUGAUGUUCUAAAAUCAUUCCUCUAAGCAGAAGAACCGAGACGUUUCGAACCUGUAAGACCAACAGGGUUCAUACGCAAUCUGCUUUAUAUUCCAUAAGAAUUCAAAGGGGGAAAUGCGGUUUGACAAAACAUGUUAUUGCUUAUUUGGUUUUCUAAAAGAAAAAUGUACGAACUUUUAAAAUAGAAAAAAGUUCUGUAUUUUUUUAAUUUAGAUACAAAUUAAAUUGUCACAUCCCAGCUUGAGUUGAACAUUUUAGCCAUCGGUACAGUAUUUUUUUUUUCCUUCCAUUUCAAGGAUGGAACAAGCAUUAGAUUCUAUACUACCUUUUUCUCUUCUUUCAAAUUUUUAAUCUAUGUCCAUAACAACAGCUGGGUAUGAGGUAGAAAAUACAUUAGACUGAACUGCACAUGUAAAGAAAUUGUGCACAAAAGACAAAACAAAUCAAUCUAUUUAAAGCAGAACACUACUUAGAAUGUGAAGUAAAAUAUUCCUUUCCUUUUAGAUAAUGUAAUUAAUUCUGGUACAAAACUAAAUUAAACCAAAGAUACGAAUACUAAAAGUUUACCAAUAAAAGAUACAACUAUGUGUUUGUAAUUUUAUCACCAAAACAACUGCAAAUGUUUGAUUGGGUGAAACGGUUUUGAUUUGAGAUUUUGUUGCGAUCAAGACCUUCUUUAUUUCAGAUUUUUAGUCCUAACUUUAUCUAUCCACACAAAUCCCAGAUCUGUGAAGUUUUCUUUCAUGAUUUCUUUGUUCUAUGUAGUGUGUACAUUUGAAGUAAAACAAAUAUCCGAUUCAUA
Xiphophorus maculatus (southern platyfish) is the source of this 2841-nucleotide messenger RNA. It is a transcript of the gene ldlrad3, whose product is annotated as low density lipoprotein receptor class A domain containing 3. The record is from RefSeq and is a predicted model, not a curated record. NCBI's taxonomy places the organism in Eukaryota, Metazoa, Chordata, Actinopteri, Cyprinodontiformes, Poeciliidae. Bases 299 to 1348 code for a protein of 349 amino acids. Gene Ontology annotation, biological process: receptor-mediated endocytosis. Gene Ontology annotation, molecular function: protein binding. Gene Ontology annotation, cellular component: plasma membrane. The transcript is spliced from 6 exons.